This is a messenger RNA of Sitodiplosis mosellana (orange wheat blossom midge), 10084 nucleotides long. RefSeq names its product MAP/microtubule affinity-regulating kinase 3-like. Gene Ontology annotation, molecular function: protein serine/threonine kinase activity; ATP binding; tau-protein kinase activity. Gene Ontology annotation, biological process: protein phosphorylation; microtubule cytoskeleton organization; intracellular signal transduction. Gene Ontology annotation, cellular component: cytoplasm. The record is from RefSeq and is a predicted model, not a curated record. Lineage: Eukaryota; Metazoa; Arthropoda; Insecta; Diptera; Cecidomyiidae.
GAGGUAGAACAAAGUUGUAUGUGCCGUGCUAAUCUCUCAGUACAUCUUCAAUAGUUUUCCUCAUUGCUAUUUUCAUCAAUUAUAGAGUAUUUCCAAAUACUUUCUCUAAUCAUCAUUACAAACAUUAUCGCUGAAAUAUUAAUAUUGUUAUGGAAAAUUAAAUAAAAAAUAGUUUAAAUGCGAAUAAAUGGUUUUUGUAGAAGUGUUUUGUCGAUGACCGAGGAAAAUAGUUAUUUAUUUUAUAGUUGAUUAAUCGUGUUUAAUAUUGCUGUGCAUAUUGUGUUGAAAAGGACUGUUCUCUUUCUGAGUACCAAAACUUAUGUGAAAGUAAGCAAACCAGAACGAGUGAAAAUCACAGCAUGAUGAGAAAAAAUUGGCCAGUUAAUUUCUAAUGGAGAUAAAUUAGUUUGAAGAAGCAUUUCUUCCGAGGAGUUAUACUUGCUUUUUAUGUUUUAGAUGACUCAUUCAAAAAAGUGAAAUGUAUCAAUGUACAAGCAACUGUGUUCGUACAUCAUGUUGGAAAAAGGGACAAUGAAACCUGUACGAAAAGAAGAACUGGAUUUUAAGUCCUCAAUAUAACGAAUAAGUGUUUGACCACUCUAAAGUUUGACGUUUAGCGGCAAGUGACCUAAAUAUUUUUCCAAAAUUUUACAACAGCAAUAUAAAGACAUCAAAACAAAUUCAGCAAUAUAACUUCUGUGUAUAUUGAGUGAUAUGAAACGUAUAUCUUUGAAAAUAUAAGUUUGAUCACUUGAAAAAAUACUGGAGCAUUUGGAAAGAGAGAAACAAAAAUUCGUUCUUCUGAAUAUAAAGUUUGGAACAACAAAGUUAAACUAAAAUUGUGUUUGUGCAAAUCGCAUAGUAGUGCGCGGUAUAUAAUAAUGUCAACUACAAUGCGAUCUACAUUGCAAACGGUGCCGGAGUCAUUACCCGCUGAUCAUAUAACUAAUCCUCUGGGCACAACUGUCACUUCAACUGCACCAACCGAACCUACAGCCACCAAAUCAUCUCAUUCACACACUAAUACUUCUCUUAAAGGAAGGACAUCAUCAACGAAGGUACUUAUUGAAUUCUAUAUAUUGUUUAUUAUCAAAUAUUUUGGAACUUUUUUUUGGAAUGUUGCUCUCGAAAGGAAGUGUCACUAUUUUUUGAUAGUUCAAUUAAAAGAAUAAGUCAUUUGAUUUUAGACCGAAAAUUUUAUUUAAAAAAAAUUCAAAUGGAACAUUAUUCGUAAAAGCAGUCGGUGAAACUAUGGCUUUUUGAAAUUCUUUGAAAAAAAAAUGAACAAAUUGAUCUAGGUAAAAGAGAAAGAAGGAUCAGUUUAAGGGAUAAGACUCGCUUACAACGUAAAAAAGAUUGCAAAAGUACAAGAUAACUGUAAAAAAUGCAAUCUCUUUCAAACAUAAACAAACACGCGUGCCUACGUUGAAUAUAGUAAAAAAUAAAGCCAUUGAAAUAUAAUUCGUCUGUUGAAGUACAAUUUCAUAAUGAAUAUUAUUAGUUAACAAUAAUAUGUGUCUAUAAAUGUUUUGUUACACAACUUUUGGUGUUUGUGAGUUUCGAUUUUUUUAUUUUCCUAAAAGUCCUCUAAACUGCCAAGACACUUAGGUCGUAAAUACGAAUAAAAAAUUUUGAAAUUUGAAGAUUUUUUUCUCAAAUGCAUAAAUCUCUUGAAGUCUGCCAAAACUAGGGUACUCAAUGAUGAAAUAUUCCAGUUCAAAGCGAUAGAAUAGUAUUACCGCAACCAAACUGCAUUUCCAACGCGUUGGCGGUUGAAUUGAAUACUUUAUCAAAUGAAAUGAAUGGAAUACUUUCAGGAUUGGUUGCUCUUGAAAUUUCAGAUAUUUUCUAUUUUACAGUAUUUUCUAGUACAGAUGUUAAUAACAUUUGAAACUAAAUUAAUAAUUUGAAACUCUGUAUUAGGCGGCAGUCACACUACGCAACAUGUAAAUAAUGAUUGUAAACAUGUUUCCAGUUCCCAUAAGGUCCUGUGUAUUUUUGUUAACAUGGAAAUGUUUCCUGUGGACAAAAUUACGUUGGGCCUUAUUUGAUGAUCUUAAAUUUAAAAUACUUGAAAGUUUUAGAUUUAGGUCAACGAUAAAAUUAUUACAAAAACAAUUUAUGGUCAAAUUUAAUGGACCCGAAAAAUUCGGGCUAAAUUCCUUUGUAAUAUCAUAAUUUAAUUAGUACAAUGUCGAAAAUGUUAAUUAAUUUUUUAUUUCAAAUGUCUAAAAGAAAAAUUACAAAGCUAUUUAAAAAAAAAUGUAACUAGCAUAACCUCUCCGAAGCUUAAAAAGACGAUUUGCAAAUUAUAUAACAAAGAGAUUAUAUAUCGAAUAAAUAAAACAAAUACUUUUCUAAUCUUUCCUAGUUAAUUAUUUAUUCCAUUCAAAAAGUUUUGGGAUAUUUUUACCAUUUUAAUAUGUUAUAAAUAUCACAAAAUUUUUAGUUGUCAUCAUUUUUGGAAUCAAAAAAACAUUUCAUGAUUAUUAUUAUAUAUCACUUUUAUACUAUUCUAUCAGUAAUUGAUAAAAAAGUGAUAUAUAAUAAUAAUCAUGAAAUGUUUUUUUGAUUCCAAAAAUGAUGAUAUAACAAGUAAAAAGUGUGUGAUUGUUAUAAUAUUAACCCUCUAAUGCAAUAAUUUUUCCCAGGGCUGGGAGUACUGGUACUUGGUUGAUUUUUGGCCGUAGAUAUUUAAAAUAAAAAGUUUUACGAGCGUAAAACGGACUUUUCCGCACAAGUAUUUUUUUAAAGUUGAUGUCCUCAAAGUAAUCAUGUAAAAUGACCCAUAAAGUAUAUUUUUAAAUGGAAAAAAGUUGAAAUUAAAAAUUAAAAAGAAGACCAUCAUGGUUGACCAAUCAUUUAACACGGCUAACGAUAAGAAAAUGAUAUAAAAAACCAGAAAAUGCAUUUUGAAAUGAGAAAAGUUGAAAAAAAAAUUCAAAAAAAUAUAGAAAAAAAUCACAUCGAAAAACACGGAUUAACAUGAUAAAAUCGUGUUAAAACAAAUCAAAAAUCCGUUCUAUGAUAACAAGAAAAAAAAAAUCAAAAAAAUCCAAGGGUCCCCCUUGGGUGAAAUUCUAUGACAUCCGAAAAUUACCAGAUGAACUAGUCCAAUUUGGCCCAACUUUUGAUACAUCCAAGGUAUUUACUAAUAGUGACUCCUGGCCAAAUUUGAGCGAAAUCGUUCAAGCGGUUCGAAAGUUAUCGUGGACACAACCAAAAAUCGUAGUUUUUGGGCCAUCAUGGUCGGCCAUCACGUUAUAAACCAUUUAACACUGCCUAAUAUUAUAAAACUAUGUGAGAACGAUACAACAAUCCACUCUAGGUUGAUGAAAAAAGACAUUUUUUUUCGACAUAAUCCAAGGGGGGACCCUUGGGUGAUUUUCCAUGAUGUCCCAAAAGUACCAGAUGAACUGGUCAAAUUUGGCCCAACUUUUGAUACAUCCAAUACAUCCAAGAUAUUUACUAAUUGUGACUCCUGGAAAAAUUUGAGCGAAAUCGCUUGAGCGGUUCGAAAGUUAUCGUGGACACAACAAAAAUUAGCACACUUUUUAUCACGUCGAUCGCUAUACUUUUCUCACACACUUCGUGUGCGGAAAAGUAAAAAUAUUCAUAAUCCUAGAUUUCUCAUGGGUCAGUCAGGAAAUGCGAUUGACAUGAAUCAAAGAACAAUCAAAUCCAUUGUUUAAAAGUGUCAAAAAUGUGUCUAAUUUGAAGUUCGAAUAAUUUAUUUUGUCAAAUUUUUGUUUUUGCACACAUUUUUGUUUAUAACUUUACAAUCACACUACAUAGACAAAUAUUGCCAAAGACAAAAAUAAAGAGAGAACAUUGACCAAUAAAAAUUCUUUUUGAAGCAAUGUGAUCCGAUGUACGGUUUACGUUCUACAGGCGUUCAAAUGUUGCCCGUCUAGGGGCGGUUGUAUGCAUUAGAGGGUUAAAAAAAAGUCUAUAGACUUUGAAACCUAGUAGUCUUUUCUAAAGUUGUCAUUUGUUUUUUUUCUAUAGUAAAUAGAUCAGUUAUAUAUAUUUUGAAUCCUUCAAAAUAAAUUCGAACUUUCUCUCAACUACGUUAAAACCUUGGGAUCACUGCGUUUGAUAUCCAAUGAUUAUUUAUUUAUUUAUUUAUUUAUUUAUUUCACCGCGACUGAAUCAUUUUUAUUUUUGCAAGCGAAUGAAUCCGUAGGGAUUCAUGAGAAACCCUGUUCUUUUCAUACAAUUUGGGGAUAAAAUUUGAUUUGAUAACAUUAAAUUUCAUUUCAAACAAUUAUUGAGGAUUGAUAAAUCGAUUCGAUCAAUAGCUUCGAAUAAUUGGUUAGAGCAUUGUCCCAAUAUUAACACAGACUCGAUGGCUAGCUUUAUCAAAUUUCACAUUACAAUAUAAUAGAUAAUCUGACAAAAUAAACAGUUCGAUAUCUUGCUUUUGUACAUUUAACAAUUAUAGACAAAAGACAACUAAUUUCCAUUAUUAAUGCUACUUGUAAUAAACAAAAAAUUUGUUGAUGCAUUGCCGAAAAGACUAAUGCAGAUUUUGUACUACGUCAAAAUUGUUGGAAAAUUAAAAUAGUUCUUCCAUGAAAUAUCGAUAGAAAUGUUGCCCAUCAUUCUAUCGAAAGUUAAAUCAAGUAAUCGAAAAAAUCUUCAGUAGAGCGGGAACUGAAUAGGCAUAUUUAUUUUAUAUUUUGAAUUUCUAUAGUUUUAAUAUUUUCGUGGUCGCAUAUUCAAUCAAAUAUAAUAUAAAUUUGUUUUUUACAUUCACUGUACGUAUUAUCUAAUAUGUUUUUCAAAGUUUUCGUUGCAAUUGUUUUACUGAUGAAAUUGCGUAAAUUUGCACGCAAAUUGAAAUUUGUACUCAUACUUCAACGCCGUAGUAGUUUCUUUGUUACCACUUUCGAGAAUUGCAAUAUAAUACACAUUCAAAAUCGUCACCUUAAGACUAUUUUUUGUACUUAUCAUUAAGAUCGCACGAUCUAUAACUUGAACAAACUUUCAAAACAUUCAUUCUUGUUGUACAAUUUAUAGAUUUCCUAAACGUUGUGAAGCUUUCAACUAAAAAUAUAACACAAAUACGGCACCGCUUCUGACUUAGUCAACCCAUAAAUACAAGUAGAUCAAUACGACAAAAUUUGCAAAUACAAAUGCACAUGUCAUUAAAAUGUUAUGUGCCCACACUAUAUAUGUGACUUGUGUAUAUGUAUCUAUGUAUACCAAGUAUAAAUGUUACGUUGUUUUUAUUAAAAUAGACAUUUGUUUGUGUUUGUGUGAAUAAACACAAAAAGAGAAGUGAAUAAGUGGUUUGACUGGUCGAUGAAUACUUUUUCUCCGUAGUCAAUUCAUAUUCUUUUUGUUUUUUUUUUUUGGUUUCUCAGUCUAGUAAGUUCACUCACACAGUUCAGGGCGGGAAUAUUCAUUUUUUCACGUUCCACAGUACAUCAUUCAGUAUUCAAUUAUUCAGUGAAAAUUUUCUAAAACUUUUCAAGAACAAAAGAUAAAUAAUCUGAGCUCAAAUUCGAAUUAAGUUUAUUGUAAUGCGCGCGCAUUUUUUAUAUAUGAUUUUUGUGAAUUAUUGUCGUCACUAAUAAUAACACAAAUUAAAGAAACUGUCUUCCGGCAUUAACAUUGCAUCGACAUCAUAAAGUGAUAUCGUGAUUCUAAAUUAUAAAACAAAUAUUGAAAAAAAGCAGUGCAAAAAGAUAAUUAAAACGAUUUAAAAUACUUUUUCUCAAUGAAUAAUGGAAUCAUGUAAUCUCCAGUUGUUAACGAUUACCGUGCUCUUAUGUGUGAUAGUAUGACUGUGUAUACUACCAAAUGUGGGGCGACCUUUGAAUCAGCGUUCUAUCUCACUCUUUCUUUCUAUUUGAUUCAUUCAUUUGAUUUCACGUUAUAGUUUCUGUAAUGAACAAAUUUGGAUUAAAAGUGUCCAAAUUCAUUAAAGUGUGUUAUCAAAGGAAGUAUGUUUUUAUUUCGAAUGUGUUCAACGUGAAUAUAAAGAAAAUCUUGCAAUAAUAAAACCCAUACAUACAAGCCUGUGUAUGCUUCGAUAUUCAUAUGAAGAAGAACUACUUGUGAGAUCAUAAAAAGAGGUGAAACAUGCACAUACACAUACACAUACACAUACAGAUACAUACAAAUACGAAUACAAAUACAAACACAAAUAUAUGAACAUUUUAGUAAUAUUGAAGCAAUGUGGAAAAUGUGAAUGAGAGAAAUUUAUACAAUCACAAAAAGUAAUAUUAAAUUGAAAUUCUGUGUAUUAUCUCCCAUUCUUAUGCGUUUUGAGUUACAGAUUGGUUUUAUAUAUCUUAUGAAAGUGACGAUUGAGCUUUCAAAUCUACAUACUUAUUCAGUUUUUUUAAUUCCGUGAAUGGUAAAUAAUCAUUUGUGAUGCAACGCAUAGCAUGAAAUUUGCUAUUAGAAUUCUGACUUGUUUCACAGAAUUCAAUUUAACAAUGACUCAUGAUGUUAUUAGUUUUACAUUAUUCGAUCGAUCAUUACAGAGAGUACAGAAGGCUAGCAACAAAGAAAAUUUCUUGAACGAAUUUCUUAUAUUUUUCUAUCUUCUUUGAAACAAAUUCCACUUUUACUAUGUGAUUUGUUGUUUUCUUAUGGACUUAUCAAUUGUUGUUACGUUACAUAUGAUAUGUUUUGGACAAAUGAAAUGUACUCUAACAAUUGAAUAUAGAGUACUACUUUUUACUACUCACGCACUGCUAAAAAAUAUGUUGAAAUCAUGCAUUGAAAAUAAGUAAUCUAUAGAUUAUUAUUGAAUUAACACAAAUUAUACAGUCUGUAACUGAAAUCAAACGGUGUAGAAUAAUUCAUUUAUUGAAAUGAUUAAAAACAUUUUCUUCUACAUGCCUAUAAAUAGUGACAAAUGAAUUUGAAAGACAAUAAAAUUUCACAUAAGAACGAAAGAGAAAUUGUGCUUCUAUGAAAUGUUCAUGCGUUCAACGCAUUUUGAUUUGAUUUGAUUUCAUAAUAAAAUAUUGUUUUCAAUAAAAUUCAAAUGGGACAAACAAAUAGCCACGGUGGUAGUAGUGGUAGCGCCGAUAGUAAGCGAGCAUCCAAGCUGAAUACCAAACAUAAUCGUUCAUUUAGUAUCAAGCGGCAUUCCAGUAUAAAGAAGAAAGUUGGCGAUCUUAGUUUAAAGGAGGGAGGAAAAAAUUCUCAUGAUAUAUUGAAAAAUGCAAAGAAUAAAAAAAGUGAAACUCUACCACCUGGUGUUGGCAACUCUUUGUCAAAAAACUUUAAUAACACUCAGCGGACAAUCGACACAUUAGAAGUUGCUCCACAUAGUUUGGAGUGCGACACAACAACUCAUCCACAAUCAAAUUUUAAACAACCUGUCAAAAGCGAUAUGAGCUCAUUGAAAACUAUUACUUCAAAAACUAUAGAAAGCCAAAAUAUACGAACAAACAAUAAUGUUGUCAAUUGUAACAAUAAUAAUGACAUCGCUGUCAACAUAAAUAGUAAUGAAACUAAUUCAAAUAGUGAAAUUUGCGCAACAAUGGCCAAUAAUCGAAAUACUACCAGCCAUGUUGGUUCUUUCAAAAAACCAACAAGUCUUGAAAAAAUCAAACCAAAUAUCAACAGAAAAGAUGUAUAUAUGGUAGCUGAGGGAUAUCAUAAAACGGAUUCAUGUUAUUAUAAAACUCCAGAUGGAGGCUACCAUAAAUUACCACCAGAUUCAUACCAUAAAAUGUCAGAGAUUUGCUACAACAAGUUGCCGGAUGGAAGUUUUAGACGUUUGGUUGACAUUCAGAGUGCAGAUAGUAACAGCAAUAAUGCAAGUGUUGAUGUAGCAAGCACUGGAUCCCAGAAUAAAGUCCGAAACCAAAUGAUCAAGUUCCUGAAAAGAUCGAAAAGCCAUUCACAAGCCACAGCAAAAGAAGCAUAUGUCAAUUAUCGUAAAGAUAUCCGAAGAACCAAAGACAAAGAAAAUCAUGAACUUGAAAUGGUAAAAGAUGGCAACAGUGGGAGCAUUGCUUUACAGAAUACAGUACUAUCUGGACAAACUAAUAGUGGAAAUAAACCUGCAGCCUAUUUUAAAGACAACAAUACUUCCAGUCAACGGAACUCAGCACAUUCAGGAAAUCGAAAAGUAGUGGUCACCAUGAUGGAAAAUGGUGGACUACCAAUUGUAGCAACUAGUAAAAGCAAAUCCCCGAAAAACGAAUAUAAAUCACAUCACCAAAAUUCUGUUCGCGAUAAGGACUCACUCAAACAGGGAUCACCCAAUACGCAAUAUCGGCCAGGAGUCUCCUUGCGAUGGAGACCUGGCGAUGAGCAUAUAGGCAAAUAUAGGCUGUUAAAGACAAUCGGUAAAGGAAACUUUGCCAAAGUGAAAUUGGCAAAACAUGUACCAACCGGAAAAGAAGUGGCUAUCAAAAUUAUAGACAAAACCCAAUUAAACCCCGGGUCGCUACAAAAACUGUUUAGAGAGGUACGAAUCAUGAAAAUGCUCGAUCAUCCAAACAUAGUAAAACUGUUUCAAGUCAUUGAAACAGACAAAACACUAUACCUUGUGAUGGAGUACGCAUCUGGCGGUGAAGUGUUCGAUUACUUGGUUCUACAUGGACGAAUGAAGGAAAAAGAGGCACGUGCCAAAUUUCGACAAAUAGUUUCGGCUGUUCAAUAUUGUCACCAGAAGAAAAUAAUUCACAGAGACUUAAAAGCCGAGAAUUUGCUACUAGAUAGUGAAAUGAAUAUUAAGAUAGCAGACUUCGGAUUCUCCAACGAAUUUACGCCAGGCUCCAAAUUAGAUACAUUUUGUGGUAGCCCACCUUAUGCGGCUCCAGAGCUUUUUCAAGGCAAAAAGUAUGAUGGACCCGAAGUUGAUGUUUGGUCAUUAGGUGUCAUCUUAUACACAUUAGUGAGUGGAUCACUACCCUUUGAUGGCACGACAUUACGUGAGCUACGCGAAAGAGUUCUUAGAGGAAAAUACAGAAUUCCAUUUUAUAUGUCAACUGACUGUGAAAACUUACUCCGCAAAUUCCUUGUACUGAAUCCAACAAAACGUUCUAGUUUAGAAGCAAUUAUGCACGAUAAAUGGAUGAAUAUGGGAUAUGAGUUUGAAGAUGAACUAAAACCAUACACUGAACCAAAACCAGAUUUAAAGGAUCCAAAGCGGAUAGCCUGAAUCUGAUGGAUCUCGAUCAGGUUCAUCACUUUCACUUCGAAAUAUCGCUGGAAAUGACACAGCGGCAGGCAGUGGUGGUGGAGGUACAUCAUCAGUACAAAGUCCAACUCAUCGAGGUGUUCAUCGAAGCAUUUCUGCUUCUAGUACGAAACCAAGUCGUCGGGCCUCGAGUGGUGCUGAAACCUUACGUGUUGGUCCAACAGCUAUUGGGAGUGGUGCCAAUAGUAGCAACAAUAGCGGCACGAAUUCAUCAUCUACUGGAGCUGCUCAACAACAGCCCCCUGGAAAUAACACUGGAACGAAUCCAGUCACCUCAAAGGCUACAACUGGAGCAACAAACAAUGCAAAUAAUUCCACAUUGAAUUCUUCAUCUGCAAAUAGUGGCAGUUCUGUUUCAAACAAUAAUAAUAACAAUUCAAGUUCCAAUAAUCAAAAUGCCUCUGGAAAUAAUGGUGGGAAUGCAAACGCAUCUACCGGUGGAUCAGAUCGCUCAACUUUAAGCAGUAACUUCAAGCGCCAAAAUACAAUCGAUUCAUCCUCCAUAAAGGAAAAUUCAGCUCGUUUAGCGCAGAAUCAACGACCUGCGUCAGCACAACCAAAAGCAGCAUCCUCUACUGAUACUGCAUCGAGCCCAGCAAAGAGUAGAACAACAUCUAAAUUCGAUCCAGCCAAUGGUAAUCAAACAGUUGGUCCAAGCAGUGGAGGUGGAAUAAUGCAGCGGCGCUCAACACGACUAUAUGAGAAAACAUUGUCAUCUGAAAAAACAAGCGUUUUACCCACGGAAUCGAAUUUUGCAACAACAGUAUCUGAGUUAACAAGAGGCAAUUCGAAUGGCGCAGGUAGUGGAAAAGGACACGUGAAGAGUGCAUCCGUAUCUAGCCCUGGCCCAUCAGCCGCAGAAAAUAGUACCACAACUGCCCAACAAUCAGAUUCACUUGGAGCAAG